AUGAAUGAAAGCGUUAUAUUAACUGUAAACAAUGUAGAAAUACAAAUAAAUAAAUAUUUCGCUGUUGCAAUUUCUCAAAUGAUUUACAAUACUUAUGUAUUAGAUAACAACACACUAAAGAUCGAUAUCAAAACGAAAGUAGAAUCACAAGAAACAUAUGAAGUGUUGAAAGAGAUAUUACAAUAUAAUAAAACAGAAUUUGAAUGCAAUGAUACAAUAUCGAAAGAUCUUUUCUACAUUGGAAAUAAACUCGGAAUACAAGAACUGAUUGAUCCAUAUAAAACACAUGUUAUUGACAAAAUGGUUCUUGACAAAAAUAACUGUAUUCAACUACUCGAGAUUUAUUUUGAUAUUUGUUCUGAGAGUAAAAUAUCAGAAUGUGUUGAUUUCAUUUCUUCUCAUUUCUACGAGAUUGAUCAAAAUGAUCUAAAAUCAAUUUCGAAGAAACUCUGA
Trichomonas vaginalis G3 is the source of this 453-nucleotide messenger RNA. RefSeq names its product spectrin binding. NCBI's taxonomy places the organism in Eukaryota, Parabasalia, Trichomonadida, Trichomonadidae. Bases 1 to 453 code for a protein of 150 amino acids. The transcript has a single exon. The record is from RefSeq and is a predicted model, not a curated record.